AAAGAGGAAAAGGAAAGAGACUCUUAGUCCCAGCCCGCCCCCGGCUUCAGGCUGAGGAUUGGUUCUGAGUUUGCGUCUCACCAAGGCGUGGUGAGGCCUCCGGGGGCUUGUGAGAGAGACCCACAGAUCCGGUAGUGUAAUGCGCUCGCAUCAAAAGCAGUGGGAGGCGGCGCGAUGCAUACGGCAUUCUGGGAGUUGUAGUCCUCUGCUCAAGCGUCUUCUGAGCCUGACUGGAAGUUUGCUCAAGAGCGUUGAGCUACAAGGUCGGAUUCUGCAGUCCCAGCCCCGCUCAAUGGCAAACCCUGAGGACGUGCGGAUUUCUUCGCCGCCCCCGCCACCUCCUUCGUCUCCCUCGUCUUCAGACGCCUCGUCAACAUCUUCCCCCGGCGUCCCAGUGAGUUUGGGCUGGCCAGUUCCAAGCAGAAGCAGCAGCCGAACAGUGGACCCGCUGGAGGAAGUGGAGCUGCAGAUCGGAGACGCAGCAUUUUCAUUAACCAAACUUCUUGAAGCCACAUCUGCAGUAUCAGCUCAAGUGGAAGAGCUUGCCUUCAAAUGUACAGAAAAUGCACGUUUCCUUAAAACAUGGAGGGACCUCUUGAAAGAAGGUUAUGAUUCUUUGAAGCCUGACAACUGAUUUGGCUGUGUAAUAAUUCCUACUUCCUCAUUGAUGAUAUUUGCACGUGUACCAUAAGUAUAAGGUAGUCUCCAGUAGUUCUGUGUAUUCAGAAUGAAAUUUUUUUGGUUUCCUUCACUUUUGUGAAAGCAGAAUACUGAUGUUAUAUUUGAUGUUGGCAAUAUUUAUCUUUAAAUACUUUCUGUCCUCUAAACUUUCAUAGUAUCUUUUAUGGAAGUUAAUUUCAUCAGUAGAUAUUGUUAUCUAUAGUUUUAAUGGCAGAAAAAAAAAUAGUUAAAUCAUUAUUCUAUUUGGUUUGCAAGAAGAUGCCAAGAAUGCCAGAGUUUGAAGUUGAGCUUUAUUUUACAGACCUAGGGAGGUAACUUUAAGGCUACCAAUGUUGGCCCAGUGCCACUAGGCCAAGGUCCCUGGAACUAAUGAUUGUGUCUUGUUUAUCUCCAGCACCUAGAACAACUGUGUCACACAGCAAUCAGUAAAUGUUUGUUGAAUAAAAGAGUUGACAGUACAGUUAAAAGCUGUUUUUUUUUUGUUCCUGUUUUUACCAUGAAAAUUGUAAUUGUUUUUCUAAAAAAGUAUUUGACUCAGAACCUCACUGACUUGAAGGAAUACAAUCUCUCUCUCUCUCUUUUUUUUUUUUUACAACAAUUUGAACUUUGAGGACAACUUUUUAAAAUAUAUGAUAAAUAUUUUUUUAUCCUUUAUGAUGCUUUCUAAAAAGCUUUUAUUUCAGAAAAUGAAAGCCUGUCUAGAAAGAAUGUUUAUAUUUUUUCCUUGUUUAUUUCUCAGGUUAACUCUUUUUGAUGUUGUUGUAUGUUUGGUUGUUCUCUUUAAAGUGCCUUGUCAAAAUUAUGGCUCUGUACUAUUACUAUUUGAGCUUUGCACAUAAUAAUUUAAAUUCUAAAUAUAAUUCUAAAGAAAUUACUGUGCUUUUAAGCCAACAAAUUUAAAUGAUGUGAUUGCUUGCAUAUAAUUUGACUUUAUUGACAAUGUUCUACUUUACUUGUUCCAUAUCUUAUAUUCUCUCUGUCUCUCUUUGGUGGUUUGUGUCGACAAUUAAGCCAACUAAUUUUCCGUAAUUUCUACACAUCUUUGAUAAUGCAUCUUAGUUCUUUGUAGAUAUGGAGUUGUGUACAGAUAUGUAUUCUAAAGACCCACAGUGGGGUUAUGAAAGGGGACAAAUGGAUGGGCAAAGAAUAGUUUCAUUGAGUAUAUUAGGUCAUAGUUCUUGGUCCCCUUUUUUUUUUAAUUUUUUCUUUUUAGUUAAAGAUAACACAAAUGGUGUGCUUCUAUACCAAAGAGAUACUUAUUUUCAUAUUAGAAAAAUAUUUUUCUUACAUGUCACAAAAAUUGCAGUUUUUAAAAUGUAUAAAAAUAAACUUGUUCAAAGCAAAUUUUAUUUCCAUUUCUUUGGGUUCAUUAUUUUAAAACUUUUUAUUGAAAUAUUUCGAACAUAACAGGAAAAGUGAAUGAUUAAAGAAUAUAUCCCUACCAUACAGAUUUAAUAAAUAUUAGCAUUUGGGGCAGCUGGGUGGCUCAGUCUGUUAAGCGUCCAGACUUCAGCUCAUGUCUUGAUCUCACAGUUCGUGGAUUUGAGCCCCGCAUCGGGCUCUGUGUGGACAGCACAGAUCUUUGGCUCUUCUGUCCCUCUCUCUCUCUGCCCCUCCCCGCUUUUGCUUUCUCUCUCAAGAAUAAAUAAACAUUUAAAAAAUAAAUAAAUGUUAGCAUUUGGCUAUACUUUCUUCAGAUCUAUGUUUGUAAAUGUCAGAUACAUUUGAAACUUUUGCUACCUCUUUGAUCCCACCCCUUCUCUCCCCAGAGGUAACCAUUGUCCUGGAGGUGGUGUAUAUUCUAGUUUGUGUUUUUAUAUUUUUAAUACAUGUGUAUGUUUUCAAAGCACUACAAAAUACUUUUUUGUGUAUGUGGUAGCUAGCCUCCAGAUGGCCACAAUGGUCAGCCUCCUGGUAUUCAUGCCCUUGUAUAGUCUCACAUGUUGAAUAGUGCUGACUUUAAUAACUACUAGGAGAUUGAAGAAAUGCAGUGUGUGAUUUCUGAGGCCAUACCUUUGUCCAUUUUUCUAUUAGGUUUUGUCUUUUCCUUAUCGAUUUGUAGGUGUUCCAUAUAUUGAAUACUAACUAAUGACCUGUUCUCUGUGUUUCAACUAUCUAUUGUAGCUUGUGGUUUAUCUUUGUAUUUGAGUGUGGAGUUUUCUAAAUAAAGGCUUUUAAUUUUAAUGGAA
Messenger RNA from Felis catus (domestic cat), 2870 nucleotides. It is a transcript of the gene CB1H4orf46, whose product is annotated as chromosome B1 C4orf46 homolog. Lineage: Eukaryota; Metazoa; Chordata; Mammalia; Carnivora; Felidae. The transcript is spliced from 3 exons. The record is from RefSeq and is a predicted model, not a curated record. The coding region runs from base 140 to 634 and encodes 164 amino acids.